Messenger RNA from Striga asiatica, 1555 nucleotides. The record is from the annotation of a GenBank genome assembly. NCBI's taxonomy places the organism in Eukaryota, Viridiplantae, Streptophyta, Magnoliopsida, Lamiales, Orobanchaceae.
AUGUCCACGUCGUUUAAAUGGUUGCCAUGUCAGCAUUUUAUCCGGGUCCGCCGGAUUAGUAGACUAAAAUUGACGAAAAUGGCAAGUAAACGUAUCAAUUUUGAUGAGGAAAAACUUAAUAAUUUGCAAGUCCUACGGUCUAAUGCUGCUCAAGUUCCGCGCGCCCAUAGGGACAGGUGCGUGCCCGAGCCAAGCCGGGCGCCAUCAAUCGAGAAGACGAAUCCCUCUAAUGCGCUUCAAUCCAACUCAGGAACUAGUCCAUUCUACGUUAUCAUUACGCACAUCAUCACCAUCUCCAUCAUCGACGGCUCUGCUUGGGAGUGGAUGAACCCUUUUUCAGGACAGCUAAAUGAAUCCCGAGAUUUGAAAUGGGAUGCGAGUGAAUUUUGUGGUGCUAAACAGGUGAUUGAGGACGGAAAUGGGGAUUGUGGUAGGGUUAGAGAGCUGAGGUUGCUUCCAUUGGAUUUCAGAAGUGUGCCUCUGAGGAUUCUGCAGAAGGAACAAAACGCAUCAUUACAUGGAUUGGACAAAGAAUCUCUCAAUGGUAGUAAUGAUCAGCAACCAAGGUGGAGAAAAUGGGGGCUAUCUCCAAGCAGCAGUCCAUCAACAAUCAAUAAAUUCGGGUCAUCAAUCAUAUUCCCACUGUAUGGCAAUGUUUAUCCCAAUGGGUUUUAUUUUGUUCAGGUUUACUUGGGAUACCCACCGAGGCCUUAUUUUCUUGAUCCUGACACUGGCAGCGACCUCACGUGGGUACAAUGUGAUGCCCCUUGUGUUCGUUGUACAACGGGAUUUCAUCCGCUUUAUCGGCCAAGCAACGACCUUGUUGUGUGUAGAGAUCCUCUUUGCGCUUCCCUUCACACGUCUGAUUACACUUGUGACAACCCACAACAAUGUGAUUAUGAAGUCGAGUAUGCAGAUGGAGGCUCAUCUCUAGGGGUGCUCGUCAAUGAUUUCUUUACCCUGAAUCUCACCAGUGGGGUCCGCAUGAGUCCUCGUUUGACUAUUGGAAAGCACUACGCAGCUGGAUUAGCAGAGCUACGUUUUGGCGGGAAAAGCACGGGAUUCAAGAAUCUGAACAUAAUCUUCGACAGUGGGAGCUCUUACACGUACUUCAAUUCUCAGAUCUACCACUCGCUUCUUACUUUCAUAAAGAAAGAAAUAAGUGGGAAGCCACUGACAGAGGCAAACGAGGAUCACACUCUCCCAUUUUGCUGGAAAGGCAAAAAACCUUUCAAGAGCACUCGUGACGUUAGAAAAUAUUUCAAGUCUCUCUCGUUCACAUUCCCCAAUGGUUGGAGGUCCAAAUCUCAGUUUGAAAUAACUCCCGAAUCAUAUCUUAUCAUAUCCAGCAAGGGCAAUGCGUGUUUGGGAAUUCUAAAUGGUACCGAUGUGGGAUUGAACAGUUUCAACAUGAUUGGGGAUAUAUCGAUGCAAGAUAAAUUGUUGGUCUAUGAUAAUGAGAAGCAACUAAUUGGUUGGACUCCCGCCAAUUGCGAUCGGCCUCCAAGAUCCUCAACCAUAUAGCUUGUAAUAACUUUUUUUUUUUUUUUUUUUU